CAAAUGGCCGACUAAGGAUCUGCAACAGAAAAAAAGCUGUCAGAAGAAAAAGAUAUUGAUAGCACACCCAAAUUUUGCAAAAAAGUAGAAAUAUGGCAUCAGAAGACAGCAGUGAGAUACUUGAGUCGUCGAAACGACCUUUAGAACUACACUUUGUUGAUCAUGUUGAAUUGAAGAUACAGAGUCCAGAGAAAGAAGUUAUAAGUCCAACAAAAAUGUCAUUAAAAGGAUCUAAUGCAGCCUCAUUAGCUGGUGUGAAUGGAAAGAUUGUAAAUGGAAAUGCUUCCAUUGAAAGUGUUCUUGCCACUGCAGAUAGUAUAAAGGACGAUCAGAAUGAGACUAAGAGUAGUGAUAGUGGAGUAGACACUUCAAACAAUAGUUCAGAAAUUCCAGAAGAAUAUUUUAUUGACAGACAAGAGAGUUAUACUCCUGUAUGUGAACCUGAAGUUUUAAAAUCUCCAGAUAAAACUGUGGACCAGCUUUUCAACUUCCUGGACAGUUCAUCUUCACAGUCCUUGGAUGCUCUUAAUAAUAACAGUGAAGUCAUAUUAGGUGAAAAUGAGGAUGAAAAGGAUAAUGUUGAAACUGCUCAAACAGUUGAUGUAUACCUAGGGAAGGAAGUAGCUUUACAUGAAUGUGAAAAUGGUGAAGGUCAGAGUGUAGAAAACAAAGUAACUGAUGAAGGAUCUAUGAAUUUGUAUUGGUAUACAAGUAGUUUAGAUGUAGAUAUGACUGAAUUGGAAGCAUUUAAAGUGUCACAAGCAGAAAAUAAGAUGUCAGAAAAUGUCACAUCAAAUUUAGAAGUAACUGUUGGGAAUGGAUAUUACAAAACAAAAAAUAUAGAUGUAGAGUUAGAGUCUUCAAAAGAAAGUGUGUAUAAGUCAGAAACCAGUUUUGAUAUUAAGUCUGAGCCAGUCAAAAGAGAUGGCUGGUCACCAGCAUUUGAAUCUGCUUCUAGUAGAAUCUUAGAUCUUGCAUCAGAAUUAAAAUCAGAGCCAAAACAUAAGAAGAACAGGGAAAAUGAGUCAAUAAGAGAUACUGUAGAAAUUGAUAGAGAAAAGCAUCCUUGGGGUUUAGAUGGUGACAAUAAAGUUAGAUCUGAAGCUGCCACAGAAAACCAGGAUGAUCUACCAGACAUAGGAGAUAUUACCAGCACAGAUAAGGUUGAUGGGUCUGUUGAUACUUUCCAAAGUAGUGCAUAUCGGUCAGACAUGAAAUCAAGUGAAGCUGCAAUAGCCAUUUUGAAAAAUGAAGAAGCAAGAAAAGCUGAAAGCAUAGAAGAUGAAGCUGAUGCCAUUGGAUAUAUGGAAUUGAAGGAUAGACCCAUUGAACAAGGUAUUGUAACAAGUGAAUCUGUACAAUUAGAAACACGUAAGAGAUUAGCAACAGAGGAAGUGCCGGAAAAAGUAAGUGCUGAUGAACAGUUUGAAGAUUACUCAGAAGAUGUAGCUGAUGCAUUUGGCUAUAUGGAAUGGAAGGAUAGACCUGUUGAACAAGUUCUUGUAACAAGUGAACCUGUACAACUGGAAACAGACAUGGGAUUAACAACAGAGGAUGUACUGAAAAAAGUAAGUGUUGAUGAACAGUUUGAAGAUUACCCAGAAGAUGUAGCUGAUGCGAUUGGCUAUAUGGAACUGAAAGAUAAACCAGUUGAACAAGUUAUCAAAGCUUCUGAACAGGGGAUUUUGAAAGCAUCAGACCAAGGAAAAACUGAAAUAUCUGUUACAGAAAGGACUGACACAUCAAGUGUUGAAAGUAUUGAAAAUCAAAUUAUAGGCCAAGACAUAAAGGUUGGCAUUAGUCAAGAAUCUAAACCAAGCAUGGAAGCAACAUCAGAGGGAAUGGAUGUUCCAGAUGCACAGCUUGAAGCUAUUGAAAAGUUAGAAAACCAAAAUGUGCAAUCCCAAAUACAAGAUUCUUUAAAGGAGCAAAAAGCAAAACCAUUUGAUCCUUUUAACAUUAAAAGAAAAUACUUGAUAGCAAAUGAUUCAGAGGAAACAGUGCAGAAGAUGGGAGGAAUAUUUAUAGAAACUGAAACCUUAGUUGAUGAAUAUUUAGAUGACAAGAACUAUUCUCUCAUUUUGAAUGACUGUUGGCUGCGGCUUAGAAAUAAGAAAUUUGAAAUGAAAGUUAAUGCUUCCUUUGGUUAUGGGCCAAACAAAUCUCCUUCAGUGGAGAUGUUGACUAAUGAAAUCGAGAUACAAGACAUGUUGAUGAAGAGGUAUGAGAAGACAUUGGAACAGAAAAGAAGAGUGUCUGAAAGACAGUUAGAUGUUCUGAUAGAUGCUUUAGGUAUCACCGAGUUUGUAACUUUUGAGACUACCAGAAAAAAGUACCAAGUAGAGGAUUUCAUUGUUACAAUGGAUGUAACCAACUUCGGAUUCGAGGUUGGAGACAUUGAAAUUGUUGCCAACAGUUUGCCAGAGAUGAUGACAGAUUUGAUAAACAUGGACUCCUUAGCUGCAAAGCUUGGUUUUAGACCAUUACAGAGCAAUUAAGGAUGACAGAAGUAUGUGGCAAGUGAAUUGUAAGUGUGCAGGAGGCAAGACUUGUUGCCGUGAUGAUUGAAGGGUACAAUGACGGGUGUUUGAAACGGACCAGUAAACUUGUGACAGCCUGUUUGCUUUUGAGCUUUUAAAAUUAUCUUAUAUAUUGUUGCAUAUUCUAUGACAGUACCGUUAAAUAUAAUCUUAUUCUGUUAAGUAUUUUGUAAUGCUAGAUAAAUUGCGUGCUUUCAAGCGCUUGUUUUUUUGUUAAUAUAUCUUUACAGCUAUCAGGAUACCAGUAUUUUGUAACCAUGUAAUUGUGUAUUUGUAGAAAAAAUCAAAUUUGUUUUGUCAGCGCCAUAAAAACUAAUUUAGGUCUUGUAAGCUGGUGAAAGUGAUUACCAUUUAGCGUAUCAAAAUUACUUGGGUUAGCAAAAAUUUACGGUAAAAACGUUGUUAAUAGAUCUAUAUUGUUGUGAUGAAUAUAUGUGAUGUUAUGUACCGGUAGUAUGUUAAGGCAAUAAGUUACUAAAUUUAGUUUGCUAUUUUGUCUCAUCAAAAUUUCGAGAGAAGAUUUGGUAAAUUUGCUCCCCACUUACUUCCAUAGAGAUACAUAGAAGCUUUCAGGUGUAAUUUUUUAUAUUGUCAACUUGCCUGUGAAUGCAUAUAAUUUUGAUCAAUUUUGAAAGUUAUAAUAACUUAAGAUUGUCUAUUGUUUAGAUGAAAAAUGAUUGAAUCUUUGUCAGUUAUUAAUAUGAAUUAAAUUGGCAAUUAAUUAUUUCUCCUAACUUGUUAUUAUUGUUUUAUAGCCUCAUUUCAGUUUUCAUGAAUUUUACAAGUGAAUUAAACAUAGCUGUCUUUAAAUAAAAAAAAAUAGAUGUAUAUUAUUUUAAAGAAGGUUUGAAAUAUAAACUAAGAGUAUUUGAGAAUUUAGAUCCAUAGGUGUAUUGCAUUUGUGUUGAAAAUCACUGUAUGGAGUAUUAAGGUUCAGUUGAAAAUUUUUGUUGAUUUGCAGGCUACAAAAAAAUGUACAUGUUUUAAACUGUAGGUUUAGCUUUUACAAGUUCAUUUUGAAUGUGUAUAGCCAUGAUGUGGGGAAAUUUGUUAUGGCCUGAAUUUUAAAACCUCAGAUUCUUAUAAGUUGUUACACAAAUGCAAAAGUCAUACUGGCAGCAGUACAAGUAUGAAAUCUAAGCCGCACAAUACUGUACAUGUUUAAUUCAAAAUCCUUGCAUUUACAAUAACAUUCACUAUUUUUGCCAGCUACUGAAACUUUACUUUUGUCAGAGUCAAAUUGCAUGAUCAUGAUUAUGUUAAAAGAAGAGCAAAUUUUUAGGUCACAUGAACUUUGUUCAGUAUGAGCUAUGAGUAUAGGUGGAUGAACUGGUAUCGGUUGUCCAGCAUCUGUUGUCCAUCAUCUUGUGUUUCUAAACAUUACUGAAACAUUUUGUUAGAUUGACACUAGAUUUAGUCAGUAGCAUUCAGGCAUGAACCUAUCUCAAGUUUGUUUAGAUGGUUUGACUUGGUCCCUUUUAGGGACCACUAGAGUAAUAGAUAUAGAAAAACUUUUAAACAACUUCUCAUGACCUACUUAAUGGAUCUUCACCAAACUUAUCCUGUAGCAUUCUUGUAAGGUCUUCUCUCAAGUUUGUUCACCACAUGGCUGCCAUAGGGCUGCCAGAACUAAAAAUUAAAAAAACUUCUUCUCAAGACCCCAUGGAUCUUCAUUAAACUUGGUCUAUAGCAUCCUUAUAAGGUCCUCUGUACAAUUUUUAUGCCCCCCUUUGAAAAAGGAGGGGUAUAUUGUUUUGCAGAUGUCGGUCGGUCGGUAGGUCUGUUGGUCGGUCGGAAUGUAGACCUAUCCGUUUCCGGAUGAAAAUUCAAGAACGCUUAGGCCUAGGAUCAUGAAAGUUGAUAGGGAGGUUGUUCAUCACCAGCAGAUGACCCCUAUUGAGUUUGAGGUCUGUAUGUCAAAGGUCAAGGUCACAGUGACCCUGAAUAGUAAAACGGUUUCCAGAUGAUAACUCAAGAACACUUGGGCCUAGGAUCAUGAAAGUUGAUAGGGAGGUUGGUAAUGACCAUCGGAUGACCCCUAUUGAUUUUGAGGUCAGUAUGUUAAAGGUCAAGGUCACAGUGACCCUGAACAGUAAAACGGUUUCCUGAUGAUAACUCAAGAACGCUUGGGCCAAGGGUCACGAAAGUUGAUAGGGAGGUUGGUCAUCACCAGUAGAUGACCCCUAUUGAUUUUGAAGUCUGUAUGUCAAAGGUCAAGGUCACAGUGACCCUGAAUAGUAAAACGGUUUCCGGAUGAUAACUCAAGAACACUUGAGCCUAGGAUCAUGAAAGUUGAUAGGGAGGUUGUUAAUGACCAGCGGAUGACCCCUAUUGAUUUUGAGGUCAGUUUGUUAACGGUCAAGGUCACAGUGACCCUGAACAGUAAACAGUUUCCGGAUGAUAACUCAAGAACGCAUAGGCCUAGGGUCACGAAAGUUGAUAAGGAGGUUGAUCAUGACCAGCAGGUGACCCCUAUUGAUUUUGAGGUCAGUAUGUCAAAGGUCAAGGUCACAGUGACCAGGAACAGUAAAAUGGUUUCCAGGCAAUAACUCAAGAACGCUUGGGCCUAGUGUCAAGAAAAUUGAUUGUUAGGUUGGCCAUGACCAGCAGAUGACCCCAUUGAUUUUGAGGUCAUUAGGUCAGAGGUCAAGGUCACAUUGGCUAGGAACAGUUAAAUGGUUUCUGAUCUUCUUGUCCAAAACCAUAGGGCCUAGGGCUUUGAUAUUUGGUAUGUAGCAAAAUCUAGUGGUCCUCUACCAAGAUUGUUCAGAUUAUUUCCCUGGGGUCAAAUAUGGCCCCACCCCUAGGGUCACAUGGUUUAUAUAGACUUAUAUAGGAAAAAAAUUUGAAAAUCUUGUCCAAACCACAAAGUCUGUGGCUUUGGUAUUUUGUAAUGUAGCAUCAUUUAGUGGUUCUCUACCAAGUUUGUUCAAGUUAUCCCUCUUGGGUCAAAUAUGGCCCUGCCUCAGAGGUCAAAUGGUUCAUAUAGACUCAUAUAGGGAAAAACUUAGAAUCUUCAUGUCCAUAACUUACAUCAUUCAAAUUUGGACCACAUGUAUAGUUUUGAGUGGCAAGAUGAACCUUGACAUGAGUUGACCUUGAUCUUGACCUAGUGACCUACUUUCACAUUUCUGUACCUACAGCCUUCAAAUUUGGACCACAUGCAUAGGUUUGUGUACUGAAAAAAACUUUGACCUUGUUAUUGACCUAGUGACCUACUGUCACAUUUUUGAAGGUACAGGCUUCAAAUUUGGACCACAUGCAUAGUUUUUGUUCCAAAAUAAAAUUUGACCUUGAUUUUGACCUAGUGACCUACUUUCACAUUUCUCAAGCUACAGCCUUCAAAUUUGGACCACAAGCAUAGUUUUGUGUACUGAAAUGAACUUUGAUCUUGAGAUUGACCUACUGACCUACUUUCACAUUUCUGAAGGUACAGGCUUCAAAUUUGGACCACUUGCAUAGUUUUGUGUUCUGAAAUAAAAUUUGACCUUGAUUUUGACCUAGUGACCUACUUUCACAUUUCUCAAGCUACAGCCUUCAAAUUUGAACCACAUGCAUAGUUUUGUGUACCGAAAUGAACUUUGAUCAUGAGAUUGACCUAGUGACCUAUUUUCACAUUUUUGAAGGUACAUGCUUCAAAUUUGGACUGCAUGCAUAUUUUUGUGUUCUGAAUUGAAAUUUUACAUUGAUUUUUAUCUAUUACCUUCUUUCACAUUUCUCAAGCUACAGCCUCCAAAUUUGAAGCACAUGCAUAGUUCUGUCUACCGAAAUGAACUUUACCUUGAAAUUGAUCUAGUGACCUGCUUUCACAUUUCUCAAGCCACCGCUUUCAUAUUUGGACCACAUACACAUUGUUUUGUACCUAAAUGAAAUUUGACCUUGAUUUUGACCUCGAGGUAGUAUUGAAAUUUGGAACAUUCAAAAAUGGCUCAGUGGAUGGCGCCAAGAUCAAUCUGUAAUCUCUUGUUAGGUUAAUAGGUUAAAGGUCAAGGUCAGAUUAAACCAGAAUGGUAGAAUUUUUGUUUACAGUGAGCAUAUAAUUUCUGUUCCUUGUGCAAUUACUGAAUGCAUCAAGGGGGCAUUUCGUGUUCGACGAGCUCUUGUUGUAAAUGAUUUUGUUUGGCCCCUUUUUAGAGGCCACCAAAGCUAAAAGAAAAGAAUCUUAUGAACAACAAUUACUUCUUCUUAUGCACCACAAUGUAGAUCUUUAGCAAUCUUGGUCUGUAGCAUCUUUAUAUUGACCGCUCCCAAGUUUAUUUAGAUGGUUGUGCCUCGCUCCAUUUUGAGUGCAGCUAGAGCUAAAAAUAGAAGAAAAAAAAUGAACAACUUUUUAUGAACCAUGAAUGUGAUGGAUCUUCACCAAACUUGGUGUGUAGCAUCCUUUCGUGGUCUUCUCUCGUAUUUUUCUGAUUAUUCUGCUUGGCCCUUCUCGUGGGUUUCCGUAGUUAAAAAUAGAAAACUGUGAAACAACUUGUUAUAGAUCUCCACCAUACUUGGUUAAAAGCAUCAGAUUCUUUCAAGUGGUGAUGCUUGGGUGACCCCUUGAAGGAGCUGUCUGAGCUAAAAAUAGAAAAAAAAAUCUUUAGAAAAGACUUCUUUUCAUGACCCACCAGAUGAAUCGUCAAGCAGUUCUGCGCCUUGCCAGAGCUAAAAAUAGGAAAACCUUUAAAUGACUUGUACUGAACCAUUGGAUGGAUUUUCACCAUACUUGUCAGCAGCAUCCAUCUCAGACGUGUUUUAAAUGUUUCUGCUUGACCCUUUCAAGUGAUAAAAAUAGAAGAAAAACCAACUUCUUACCAAACUCAUAUCAUGAUUCAUCAAAGUCAGGUCAGAAGCAAGGUCAAAGGUCAGUGUCCUCCUGAGUUGGGCGACUUGUGCCCAUUUGGGCCUCUUCUUUCAGUUUUAGUAAAGGUAAAAAUGUUGGGUUUUGAAAUUAGUGUGGGAAUCACAUGGUAAAGAGGUGGUGAACUGAAUUAGGAAUCAUGAUUAGCAAAUAUGGGUUGAAGUUUUUCCACUGGUGAUCAUAUGUUUAGAAAUGGGGUAACUAGUAUGUAGACAUAGGGUUUAUUAAUAUUAAUGGCUUUAAUGCAUAAUAUUUAUAUAUUUCUUUUUAGGCAUGUGUAAUGAACAUUUAUGGGGAGGAGAGGGUGCAUAGCUCCUUGUAAAACUUAUGAUGGAUGUGGGGGAGGGGGAUGAAAGAUCAAAUGCAAGGUGUGCAAUAGAAAACAAAAUCAAAAUGGUCAGGUAAUUGUACAUUCUGUUUAGGAUUGCAGAAUGUAUUGCUGAUACAUAAACCUUGUGUAAGCUAGGAACCAGAUAAAAUACUCCUGUAAAUAGUGCCAUAAAAGGGAAAAUGGAAGCAUGAUGGUAAUACCGUGUCAUAUAUUUCUUACAGGGUUGCCAAAAUUUUAUUGAUUAAUAUGUAAAAAUGAAGAAAUGAAUUGAACUUUUUUACUUUUUCUAUUUUAUCUUUAGUUCUGUAAGUCAAAGCUGUAUCCAUGUUUAUUAACUGUGUUUAAUUUUUCUAGGACUUAAAUGGAAUGAAAAUACCACAUAAUUCCUGCAAAAUUCUGUUACUUAAUGCAUUUUACAUUUACUUAUUAUACAAUAGCGUGUUAACUUCCAGUAAUUAACAGGAAAACUUGUAACAUUAGGAUUUUUUUUGGUUUUGUAACUUACGUCAUGUGAUGUAAGGCGUCUAAAGAACUACUUUUUUAUGGAUUACCAUUAAAACAAUAUAAUUCCCAUUGCAAAACUCAUUAUUUUGUUUAUUGUCUGGAUUGUAUAUUAACGAUUCAUUACAUUUCCCGAAAAUCGCUAUCAUUGGCACGUAAUAAAUAGUAAUAUGCUUGUAUGGUGGGGUGUUAUAAUUUGUGAUCUAUUACAAACACAGGGUGUACGAUUACAGUAUAUUGAUUAGAAACAGUCUGGGUUUAAUGCAGUGUAUUUUCUUGUAAUUUCAAUCUGUCUGUCACUUUUGUUUUUCGAGUACCUACUGUAAUUGUUUUUCGCAAUUAUACUUUCACAUAUGCAUAAUAAUAUGGUACGCUUUUGUCUGUAUCAAGAAUUCCAGUGUCUUCCGAGACAGCGUAAUUGUUGUGUGAUCAGUUUAGACUAUGAUAGAUUAUCGUUUUGCCCGGAAUUGUAGAUAUACUUUAAAAGCAGUUUUUUUCUCUCUCUCUCAGUUAACAGCUUGUAGAGGCGUAGCGAUACGUCAUGCCAGGAACGAGGAUUUUUCAAUUCAAUUCUAAAUAACGUAUGUCUUUUUUUUCUCCAUACAUGAAGAAUUUCAGGUCACAUGUGAAUGUAUGUAUAUAGUAGAAAUUUUAUUUGAUCUGAAUUAUUAUGUUCUCGCUGAUUGUUAAAUACCAAUGUUCAUUACACUGACAUUGGGGCUUCAUGCUAGUCAAUAAGUGUUUCAGCUAUGCCGCUGGUUUACUUUAAUAUAGUCUACCCAUUUCUUUUAUAAUGUUAAUACCAUUAAAUAAGAAUAAUUACGUUUUACAUGUUAUGCAAAAAGCUUUUCGCAAAAGGAAAGAAUCUGUAUGUCUAGUAAAAGUGUCGCUAAACCCACUCUGUGAGAUAGUCGAAAAACCGCACACGUUUUAAUUGUACAUCUACUAAUGUCUAGAAAUCUUGACAGUUUUCCAUGUUUAUAGUUUUAGAUAAUAGAAUUGGUGCUUUUUUAUCAGUGUGAACUGUUGUGAGUAAUUUUAGGUUUUUAUGCGAGGUUUUUCGUAAAUUGACAUUGUCAAGUAUGUAAAUGAGAUAUAUUGCAAUAUUCCAGCUGUAUAGAAAUUUAAGUGUUGUACUUUUGUGCGUUGUUUUGGAACUGUGUUUUUAUUUCUUUCUUUUUUUCUUUUAACAUUCCGGCAUUCUCACAAGUUUUGCCUUUGGUACUAGUAACUAAUGAGUCAUGAAAUGUUCGGAAACUACUUCACUCAGUUAACCCUUAUGCUGGACAUGACUGAUUCUGCCUUUGUGACCAGUGCAGAUCAUGAUCAGCCUGCACAUCCGUGCAGUCUGAUCAUGACCUGCACUGUUUGCCAUUCAGUCAGUAUCUUUUUAACCCCUUUUAACAGUUAAUGGUACUAUCCAAAUUGAAAGAUGAACAAGUUCAUUUUAGAAAUUUAGCAGAAAUUUUUUUGUCUCUUUUGAUACCUAAAUGAUAUACGUUUUUGUAAAUUUCAGUUUUUCAGACUCCAAAACAGUAUAUAAACAUAGUACAUGGAUGAAAGAAUGUGGCUGUAAUAGAAGUUAAUCCACAAUUUAUUUGUCAAAAAAAAAAAGCAAUGAUAACGUUCUUUAAACCUUAUCUUUUAUAUACACAAGGAAAGCAAUACGCAAGAUAAAUAAUCAAAAUAGGAUAUUUUCCUUUCAAUGCUUUAUCUGAAAAAACGUCACAGGAAGUAACGUCACUCGUUAAAUGGUUACAGUGCUCAUUUUGCUCAAAACAUUUCUUACAUAUCCGUUAGAAUAUGAACUUGCUUCUUUUUAAUUGCAAGUGAAAUACAAAAUGUGUUAAUCUGUAUUUCCAGUUGACAAAAGUCGGGACAAAGAGCUAUCUCCAACUUUUCAACACAGAUUUGAAGACUCUUAAUAUAGAUCCAUUAGUUAAAAUAUUAUAGAGACAGAUUGUAAAAAUGCACCUCUGUGUACCAGACUAUUGCAUAAGCAUUUUCUGUCAACUAGCAUAAUAAAUGUACCUCACUGUAUCGAACAAAUGCAUCGGCAUUUGGUGUCAACUAGCAUAAUAUCCUAAAUCAAAAUUGAAAGCUCACCUGAGAUUUGUUAUAUUUUACAUAAGGUGAGCAUAUAGCAAACUAGUUUGUGCAUAAAAUGCAUUUGUGUAGACGUAGUAUAUUAGAAACUGUUUCUGUGGGGGAAAAGCUUGUCCUUUUGAAGAUUAUAGAUCUGUUAAUCUGUUAUUUUGUUAAUAGCUUCACUGUUAUCUCUUAUUUGCUCAAUGCAUAAUAUUUGCUUUUCUGUAUUCAUAACUGGAUAAUGAUUGAUCUAUACUUAUAUGGGCUUUCUAUAUGUAUACAUGAAUAUUGUAUGUUUAUAUUGUCUCGGAUGAUAGAGGGAUGUGUAUGUAUAAUCCUGUAUUCUUCACUUGAUGUAAUUAUUGUAUUUGAUGCCUUAGUAUUGUAUUAUAUAAUCAUAUUUUAUGAAUGUCUUUUACCAGCUGCGUGUAAAGCAUUUUAUUCUCAUAUCGGCACAAAAACUGGAUAAGUGCUUCUAUAUGUCAAUGCAGUUCUCCACUUUUGGCGCUAAGGUAACAAAUUAUAGAGUCAGAUCAUUGGAGUUAAAAAGGACCAGAUGAAAAAAUUAUGGGUCCGAUACCUUAAAUAAUACUUAUCAAAGGUUUUUGUUGCAGUGUAACACUUGGUGGUAUGCCCCUUUUUAAAAAAGUGAAUUCACAGUUUUUUUUUGCGUUUUAAUUUGAGCUGCACCAUGAGAAAACCAACAUAGUGUGUUUGCAACCAGCAUGGAUCCAGACCAGCCUGCACAUCCACGCAGUCUGGUCAUGAUCCAUGCUGUUCACCUAUUGCAAUUAGAGAAACCGUUAGCGAACAGCAUGGAUCCUGACAAGACUGCGCAGAUACGCAGGCUGGUCUGGAUCAAUGCUGGACGCAAACGCACCAUGUUGGUUUUCUCACUUUGGGGCUCAUUUAUAUCUUUCUCAUGAUAAAAAAACAACAGCACAACAGAACCUUAUAUCUUAAAUAUCGUGUCUCAAAAUUACAUCUUCAUUUGGGAUAAGAAAAUCUCAUCUCAAUAAUUUUUGGUUGAUUGAUUAUUUUUCUAGCAUUAAUGUAAUUGUUGUAUUGAAAGUUUUCCAGUAUAUAAAUUCUGUUUCAAAGUUUGUCUGGAAUAUGGUCCCUCGGGCUCAAUUUCCGUAGAUCUUGCACUCGUCUUAAUUUGUGUAUAUAUCGAUUUCAAAGGCGGAUGUAUUUUUCUUUUUGGUAAUAUAAUUACAAUAAUGUGUUGCUGUUGUUUUGACCUAUCUUCUGAAUGUGUUAUUUUUCUUUCAACUAAAAUAACGGCAGAAAGAUACAAUAAUUGAGCCACACCAUGAGAAAACCAACAUAGUGGCUUUGCGAGCAGCAUGGAUCCAGACCAGCCUGCGCAUCCGUGCAGUCUGGUCAGGAUCCAUGCUGCUCGCUAACGGUUUCUCUAAUUGCAAUAGGCUUUGAAAGCGAACAGCAUGGAUCCUGACCAGACUGCGUUGAUGCGCAGGCUGGUCUGGAUCCAUGCUGGUCACAAAGCCAUUAUGUUGAUUUUUUCAUGGUGUGGCUCAUAUUGUGAAUUCUGUAUGGACUGUUCAUAGAUGUCAUAAGAAAACAUACUUCCUGGAUUUUUAGCAGGCUGGUAACAUUGCCCGAUCGGGCUUUCGACAUAAAAACUAAUAUUUCUUGAAAAAUAGUAAAGAUAUUUCUUUCAAACUUGGUCCAUUUAUUAAGCAUUUCAUAUGACACAAAUUAAAAUAAAAAUAACCUGGUUGCCUUCAGUUUUGGUAGAAUUAUUUCCCCAUUUCAGAUUUUUAUGACACAUAAUUUUUCAAGUCCAAACAAAAUAUGUUCUAAUAAUAAGUUUAAAACAAAAAAGGGUUCAAUGGCUUUCUAAUGCUCUAAAUUAUUGCGCUAGUACAUGAAUGUAUACAUUUUAAUGUGCUUUCACUAACAACAUAUAGAAAAAUGUUAGUUGUAAAAAAAAUGUUCAUACAUCUGCACUAGAAACAAAGUAUUAACCUUAAAUACAUAGAAUAAAGGUAUUGGCGCACAAGUUUUGAGCAAUAGAAACCCAUUAAACCCUUUUCUGUUUUAAAAAUUGCAUUAAAACAUAUUUUUUUUGGGCUUCAAAAAUUAUGC
Mercenaria mercenaria is the source of this 12412-nucleotide messenger RNA. RefSeq lists its product as uncharacterized. The coding region runs from base 93 to 2498 and encodes 801 amino acids. Gene Ontology annotation, molecular function: magnesium ion binding; thiamine triphosphate phosphatase activity. Lineage: Eukaryota; Metazoa; Mollusca; Bivalvia; Venerida; Veneridae. The transcript is spliced from 5 exons. The record is from RefSeq and is a predicted model, not a curated record. Gene Ontology annotation, biological process: thiamine diphosphate metabolic process; dephosphorylation.